UGAGCGGGCGCCGUCACAAAAGGAAGUGGCGGCGGCGGCGGCGGCGGCGGCGUCCGUCAGCGCGGGGAGGGGCGGGGGCCCGCGGGGCAGCGCGGCGGCGGCGGGGCAGCGGCGGCAGCGGCGGCAGCGGGAGCGGGGGGAAGCGGCGGCGGCGGCGGGGGCCGCGCCGCGCCAUGGCGCAGCAGCAGAUGAGCAGCUCGCAGAAGGCGCUGAUGCUGGAGCUGAAGUCGCUGCAGGAGGAGCCGGUGGAGGGCUUCCGCAUCACCCUGGUCGAUGAGUCCGACCUCUACAACUGGGAGGUGGCGAUCUUCGGGCCCCCCAACACCCUCUACGAGGGCGGGUACUUCAAGGCUCACAUUAAAUUUCCCAUUGACUAUCCAUACUCACCACCUACCUUCAGAUUCCUGACCAAAAUGUGGCACCCCAACAUUUAUGAGAAUGGAGAUGUAUGUAUCUCAAUUCUUCACCCACCUGUAGAUGACCCACAAAGUGGAGAGCUGCCAUCCGAGAGGUGGAACCCUACCCAAAAUGUCAGGACUAUCUUACUGAGUGUAAUCUCUUUGCUUAAUGAGCCCAACACAUUCUCUCCUGCCAACGUGGAUGCAUCAGUCAUGUUCAGGAAAUGGAGGGACAGUAAAGGAAAAGACAAGGAGUACGCUGAAAUCAUAAGGAAACAGGUUUUGGCUACCAAAGCUGAGGCAGAGAAGGAUGGCGUGAAGGUCCCCACUACGCUGGCAGAGUACUGCAUCAAAACUAAAGUGCCUUCCAAUGACAACAGUUCGGAUUUGCUUUACGACGACUUGUACGACGACGACAUUGAUGAUGAAGACGAGGAGGAGGAGGAUGCCGACUGUUACGAUGAUGAUGAUUCUGGCAACGAGGAGUCGUGACCUGCUCCCCCUGUGCCCCUGUACUGCCCUGCCGACUCAGGCCAGAAGGGAGCAGCGGUAACAUAGCAGCAGUCCAGCAAAAAAGUGGGGGGGGAGGGCCCAAAAAAAAAAAAAAACAAACUCUUGUCUCCUGCUGUCUCCCGUUGUAUGGAUCUGUUUGCUCCUUUUUUAUGGACCUCUUAGAGACCCUCCACAGAAUGUCUGAAUUCUUGCAUUCUUAACCCUUUCAUCACUGUAUUACGAUUUCUUUUUGAAAAAAAGAAAAAAAAACCCCCUUUUCACUUCUCUACGAAACAGCUCACAGCGAAAACAGGUUUGCUCGCGUUUAGGUUCUUGAAUUGCAGUCUUGCAUUGCGAUGUUUAAUGUAUUUAAAGCUGGAAUAAACCCAGUGGAAGCUGGGUUGGGUUUUUUUUUUUUUUUUUUUUUUUUGGGGAGCUCAAGUGCUGCAUUUACUGGGGAAUUAAAAACAAAACAAAGUCCACAUAAAGCAAAUUGCCAAGGUUUAGCUGCUCGAUUUACAAUAAUAGCGUGUGUACAUUCGUUUAGCCUUGUGGUGGUGGCUUUUCCUUUAUAAGGUGUGGGGCGGAGAGUGUAAAGCUACUGUGUGUCGAGCUUGAUGGGAUAUCACUGAAAGGUACAGUAUUCCUUUUCCAGCCUGCUCAAGAUAUAGGAAAUAGCUGGUCCCUGGAGCCCGAGAGGGCACAAUCAGCUUUGUCUCUGAAAAAGGCUUGUGAUAUGAACCCUAAAAUAAACACUUAACACUUCAUGUCUGUACAACUGAGCCCUGGGUUGCUAUUUAUUUUAUGUUUUAUUCUUUUUCAGACUAGGUGGGGUUGGGAAAGCUCAGUUUAGCCAUGCUGCUGUCGCCUGCUGGAGCUGCCCCUCCGUGGAGGGA
Messenger RNA from Strigops habroptila (Kakapo), 1786 nucleotides. It is a transcript of the gene UBE2R2, whose product is annotated as ubiquitin conjugating enzyme E2 R2. The transcript has 5 exons. Lineage: Eukaryota; Metazoa; Chordata; Aves; Psittaciformes; Psittacidae. The record is from RefSeq and is a predicted model, not a curated record. Gene Ontology annotation, molecular function: ubiquitin conjugating enzyme activity. Gene Ontology annotation, biological process: protein polyubiquitination; ubiquitin-dependent protein catabolic process. The coding region runs from base 174 to 890 and encodes 238 amino acids.